Molecule: messenger RNA, 2083 nt
Organism: Aegilops tauschii subsp. strangulata
Lineage: Eukaryota; Viridiplantae; Streptophyta; Magnoliopsida; Poales; Poaceae
Product: signal peptide peptidase-like 5
Biological process (GO): membrane protein proteolysis
Cellular component (GO): lumenal side of endoplasmic reticulum membrane; lysosomal membrane; cytoplasmic side of endoplasmic reticulum membrane
Molecular function (GO): aspartic endopeptidase activity, intramembrane cleaving
Source: RefSeq, a predicted model, not a curated record
ACUAAUUAAUCAGUGCCGGUUUGAGUGGAGAAAAUAAAAGUCAACACUUUUUGUGGUACUUGGUCCUCUUCCUCCACCUUUCCCCUCCUCCUCGUCGUCUCCGGCCGGCAGGCGACCCCAGCUCCACAUCGGAACCACCUCCAGCCGCAGCUCGACAAGAGAAAGGAGAGAUGGCGGCGUCGGCGGUGCUGGCGCUGCUGCUGGCGUCGGCGCUGGCGGGUGCGGCGGCCGGCGGCGACAUCGUGCACCAGGACGACCAGGCCCCCAAGAUCCCCGGCUGCAACAACGACUUCGUCCUCGUCAAAGUGCAAAGCUGGGUGGGCGGCAACGAGGGCGACGAGUUCGUGGGCGUCGGCGCGCGCUUCGGCCCCAAGAUCGUCUCCAAGGAGAAGCAGGCCACCCGGGAGCCGCUCACCCUCGCCGACCCCAUCCACGCCUGCGCCCCUCCCAAAAACAAGCUGGUCUCCGGAGGCGUCCUCCUCGUCGAGAGGGGCAAAUGCAAGUUCACCAAGAAGGCCAAGCUCGCCGAGGCCGCCGGCGCUUCCGGGAUACUCAUCAUUAACUCCGGCACCGAGCUUUACAAGAUGGUCUGCGAGAAGAACGAAACGGAGCUUGACAUACACAUACCCGCAGUUCUCUUGCCCAAAGAUGCAGGCCAAGCUCUGCGUUCGCUUCUUACAGCUAAUACGUCAUCAGUUGGUGUGCAGCUAUACUCUCCAGAUCGCCCCGUAGUCGAUACGGCGGAGGUGUUCCUCUGGCUCAUGGCCGUCGGCACCGUCCUCUGUGCGUCCUACUGGUCAGCUUGGAGCGCUAGAGAAGCUGUUACCGAACAGGAAAAGCUCCUGAAGGAUGGACAUGAAGUCUCACUGACUGUUGAGGGAGGAGGUUCUAGUGGCAUCGUGGACAUCAACGUGAUAUCGGCGAUGAUGUUUGUUGUGGUCGCGUCGUGCUUCCUAAUAAUGCUUUAUAAGCUGAUGUCCGCCUGGUUUAUCGAUCUACUGGUUGUGAUCUUCUGCAUCGGCGGUGUAGAGGGCCUGCAAACAUGCUUGGUGGCUAUAUUAUCAAGAUGGUUUACAUCUGCUGCGGGAUCUUUUGUGAAAGUGCCGUUCUUUGGAGCAAUCUCAUACCUGACAAUGGCGGUAUCCCCAUUCUGCGUCGUGUUUGCUGUGCUGUGGGCUAUUUACCGCCAGUUUCCCUACGCUUGGAUCGCCCAAGACAUCCUUGGCAUCGCGCUGAUAGUCACUGUCAUCCAGAUCGUCAGGGUACCCAACCUCAAGGUCGGUUCAGUCCUUCUGAGCUGCGCGUUCCUGUACGACAUCUUCUGGGUGUUCGUCUCGAAGAGUCUGUUCCAUGAGAGCGUGAUGAUCGCGGUUGCGCGCGGUGACAAUACAGACGAGGACGGUGUGCCCAUGCUGCUGAAGAUCCCGCGGAUGUUCGACCCGUGGGGCGGGUACAGCAUCAUUGGCUUUGGGGACAUCCUUCUUCCGGGGCUCGUCGUUGCGUUUGCUAUGAGGUAUGACUGGGCCGGCAAGAAGAGCCUGCGAUGCGGUUACUUCCUGUGGUCAGCGUCGGCCUACGGUACCGGGCUCCUGAUCACGUACGUGGCGCUGAACCUGAUGGACGGGCAUGGGCAGCCAGCGCUGCUCUACAUCGUGCCCUUCACCCUGGGGACGCUGAUGUCGCUGGGGUGGAAGCGGGGGGAGCUGCGGAACCUGUGGUUCAAGGGGGAGCCGGAGCGCGUGUGCACCCAUCAGGGCUACCUGCAGAUGGCCAAGCCUCCUCCUGCUGCUGCUGCCCAUGAUGAUGAGGAUUCCUCUUCUUAGACAGACAGACAGACAGACAGACAGACAGACCUUGUGGUUGUCACUGCACUCGAUCUGUAGGAAGGAAGGAGACAGAUAGUAGUAGUCGGUUAUUUGUAAUUAUUGGUAACAUGUAUGUAUGUAUGUAUGUAUUGCCGCCUGGUAAAUAAUGAAGGGACGGACAGAAAUGUAAUGUGAUGUAAUCAUGUGUAGCUCCUCGCAUGACAAGGACAGAAAUGAACAAGACUAGUUCCGAAAUGGCAGAAUCUUGCAUUAAUUAA